AUGAGCGAUAUGAUUCUAGCAGUCGAAAGCCACACGCUUGUUGAUGAUCGUACUGGUCCUGAUAUUGCUCUAUGGAAGAGAGGACCAAACGAGUUUCGUAAGAUUUUCUCUACUGCUGAUACAUGGCAGCAGAUACGUACGCACAGUCCUACUACGGCAUGGAGCAAAGUGAUAUGGUUUUCCUUAGGAGUACCUCGUUUUGGAUUCAUUACUUGGCUUGCUAUAAGGAAUAAAUUGUCUACGGGGGAUCGCAUGCGUGCUUGGGGCCUCACUCAAGGAUGUCUGUUCUGCGGUGAACCAAACGAGUCGCGGGAUCACCUUUUCUUCGCCUGCCCCUACAGUUACACGCUUUGGCUAGAGGUAAUAGGAACACUAAUGGGUCGGCCCCCUGAUCCAGACUGGGAAACCACGCUUCAUCUUCUUGCUACACACAACUUUGAUCGUCUUGCCUAUGUCCUUCUGCGCUUAGUAUUCCAAGUUACAAUUUACAUGAUUUGGAGAGAGAGGAAUGACAGGAAACACCAUAAGAGGCCAAGACAGGCUAGCCAAUUGGCUAAGGUAAUUGGGAGAGCCGUAAAAAAUCGGUUACUGUCAGUCAAAUAUUGGGAGAAACCUCAUCUACGGGGCUUAAUGCAGCGCUGGUUCCAUGCACACUCUUAG
Molecule: messenger RNA, 660 nt
Organism: Brassica oleracea var. oleracea
Lineage: Eukaryota; Viridiplantae; Streptophyta; Magnoliopsida; Brassicales; Brassicaceae
Exons: 1
Coding region: 1-660 (219 amino acids)
Source: RefSeq, a predicted model, not a curated record